AUGCAGGCAGCGGCUUCUACAUCGGACUACAUGACUCUACAUAUUCCGCCGCAGUUUCCAGUCUUCGGCAGAGCGGCUGGGGUUUGCCAUCAAUGCAAAAGAGCCAAGACCCGCUGCGACAGAGCUCUUCCUGCCUGCAAUCGAUGCAUACUGAAAAAGACUCGCUGUGUGUAUGGGCGCCAAAUAUCCGCCAACAACUCCGCUGGCGGACUUUGCUCCGGAGAAGGAGAAGAUGUCAUGCCAUCUAAAGAUAUUCGGGCAUGCUGUCUCGCUAAAGUACCUCUUGACAUGUGCUACAAGCUCGUUGGGAUGAUCUCAGUGGCCCUCCUUAGUGGCGUUGAUGAUGCUGAGCAAGAAGCAUCGCUUCUUCGUAUGACACUUAAGUCAGCAGGAUUGACCGCCACGUCUGUUGCUCAAACUUACAAGGAUACGAUUCAUAAUUGGUUUCCGAUUAUGACCGAUGAUCAAAUCGAUCAACUUGUGGAAUAUUAUGCUUGGGGACAAUGUCGUGGCAUUGACGGAAUGCUCCUUUUAUCCAUGGCACUGAUAUCUCAACCACCUUGCGAAAAUUGUGACCUUACUAUGCACAGCAAUUUAUACCAAACAGUAAAGCAGUCGUUUCUGCUUCUACAAACUACUGCAAAGUCAUAUUUAAAGGUUCUGCAGAUCGGGCUUUUACUAUCACUGUUCGAAUACGGCCAUGGCCUUGACCGAGAGUCUGAAUUGACAAUUGCUGGCUGUGCCGUCAUUUGCAAACUAAACAAUAUGGGUUCUAUUGCCCAGAGUAAAGAUAACACAGGAAUAGGCAUAGAUGCCACCUGCCGGAAAGCAGUCAUUAUUAUGGACUGUCUGGUAAAAUUACCAAAAUAUUCGAAGGGCGAACAAACGCCGAGCGAUAGUGGCUCAAAUUUAGUAACAGCAGAUGCACAUCUGGAUGGUAAAAAGAUCAAGGAAAGCUGUGGCUCGUCGUCCAACUUUGAGAUGCUCUUCCAAGUUGCAGGAGUCGUCCGAGAUGCAACACAGUAUAUCAAAGAUGAGAAAGCAUCCAAGUCUUCUCCAAAUUUGUAUCCCGUGGUAGAAUCAAGGCUUCGAAGUCUCUGCUAUGCUCUGAUCCAAGCCGCAGGUCCCAAUUCUCUCGUAUUCUGCGACAGCAUUGCGCUCGCACUUAGGUACGUUACCACGAGAUCGAUUACCGAACAACGUUAUGAAGCUGACCAUUUAUAUCUAGCUUCCUAUUUGAACUCAAUGCAUUCCAUUUGA
This is a messenger RNA of Trichoderma harzianum CBS 226.95, 1260 nucleotides long. RefSeq lists its product as hypothetical. The coding region runs from base 1 to 1260 and encodes 419 amino acids. The transcript has 3 exons. Gene Ontology annotation, molecular function: zinc ion binding; DNA-binding transcription factor activity, RNA polymerase II-specific. NCBI's taxonomy places the organism in Eukaryota, Fungi, Ascomycota, Sordariomycetes, Hypocreales, Hypocreaceae. Gene Ontology annotation, biological process: regulation of DNA-templated transcription. The record is from RefSeq and is a predicted model, not a curated record.